Molecule: messenger RNA, 4278 nt
Organism: Dunckerocampus dactyliophorus (ringed pipefish)
Lineage: Eukaryota; Metazoa; Chordata; Actinopteri; Syngnathiformes; Syngnathidae
Gene: hspa9
Product: heat shock protein 9
Exons: 16
Coding region: 226-2262 (678 amino acids)
Biological process (GO): protein refolding; cellular response to unfolded protein
Cellular component (GO): mitochondrion; cytoplasm
Molecular function (GO): misfolded protein binding; ATP hydrolysis activity; heat shock protein binding
Source: RefSeq, a predicted model, not a curated record
CAUGUGUUGGAUUUUUCUAGAAAGAGCGUCGCAGUCAUUCUGCUGUCCGGCUGCCGGUAGUGUCACUGUACGUAUUGGCGUAUUAGUUUGAACCCAGAACUCGUUCUCUGGAAGACUCAAGGAAGGACUUAUUCAACGGAUUAAUUCCUGUCUUUAAGAUAUUUUCUGCUUGUCAAACGACUCACUCAACUUGUUUUCUUACAUUGAAUUAGCCAAGUUGUCAAAAUGUUGAGCUUUGCUAGCAGUUUUUCAAGGACUCUCUGGACAAACAGCGGUACACGAAAUGCGUCUUCCGUGCUCACAAAGGCUUGUUGGAGUGGCCUCCAGUCAGAUGCUCUCACAGCCCUGUCCAGAAGACGCUAUGCGUCAGAAGCCGUCAAGGGUGCCGUCAUUGGAAUUGACCUGGGAACCACGAACUCGUGUGUUGCCGUCAUGGAGGGUAAACAAGCAAAGGUGUUGGAGAAUGCAGAGGGAGCCAGAACGACUCCUUCAGUUGUUGCCUUUGCUGCUGACGGUGAGCGUCUGGUCGGCAUUCCUGCCAAACGCCAGGCUGUCAUCAAUCCUCAGAACACGCUGUACGCCACAAAGAGGCUGAUCGGCCGUCGCUUUGACGACCCAGAAGUCCAGAAAGACUUGAAGAACGUUCCCUACAAGAUUGUGCGUGCUUCCAAUGGUGAUGCCUGGGUGGAGGCUCAUGGGAAAAUGUACUCGCCCAGCCAAGCGGGAGCCUUCGUCUUGAUAAAGAUGAAGGAGGCCGCAGAGAACUACCUGGGAACUAAAGUGAAGAACGCUGUGAUCACAGUACCGGCUUACUUCAAUGAUUCUCAGAGACAGGCAACCAAAGAUGCGGGUCAGAUCGCUGGUUUGAAUGUGCUACGUGUAAUCAACGAGCCCACAGCAGCAGCUCUGGCCUAUGGCCUGGACAAAACCCAGGACAAGAUCAUUGCCGUGUAUGAUCUCGGUGGAGGCACAUUUGACGUCUCCAUCUUGGAGAUACAGAAGGGAGUCUUUGAGGUGAAGUCCACCAACGGCGACACCUUCCUGGGAGGAGAGGACUUUGACCAACACCUCCUGAAAUACCUUGUUAAGGAGUUUAAGCGAGAGUCUGGUGUGGAUCUGAUGAAAGACAACAUGGCGCUUCAGAGAGUCAGGGAGGCUGCGGAGAAGGCCAAGUGUGAGCUUUCAUCUUCAUUGCAGACGGACAUCAACCUUCCAUACCUGACCAUGGACGCCUCUGGUCCCAAGCAUCUCAACAUGAAACUCACUCGCGCUCAGUUUGAAGACAUUGUGGCUGACUUGAUCCGCCGCACCGUGGCUCCCUGUCAGAAGGCCAUGCAAGAUGCGGGGGUGUCCAAGGGAGACAUUGGAGAGGUGCUGCUUGUUGGAGGAAUGUCACGCAUGCCCAAGGUCCAGCUGACAGUCCAGGACCUGUUUGGUCGUGCUCCUAGCAAGUCAGUUAACCCAGAUGAGGCUGUCGCCAUAGGAGCGGCCAUCCAGGGUGGCGUCCUGGCUGGGGACGUCACCGAUGUGCUGCUUUUGGACGUGACGCCUCUGUCGCUGGGAAUUGAGACUCUGGGCGGGGUUUUCACCAAACUCAUCAACAGGAACACCACUAUCCCAACCAAGAAGAGCCAGGUCUUCUCCACAGCAGCAGACGGACAGACUCAAGUGGAGAUCAAGGUGUGUCAGGGUGAGAGGGAGAUGGCGGCAGACAACACUGUGCUGGGUCAGUUCUCCUUGGUGGGAAUCCCCCCAGCCCCUCGAGGCGUUCCACAGAUCGAGGUCACGUUUGACAUUGAUGCUAAUGGCAUUGUCCAUGUGUCUGCCAGAGACAAAGGCACUGGCCGCGAACAGCAGAUUGUUAUCCAGUCAUCAGGAGGUCUCAGCAAGGAUGACAUUGAGAACAUGAUCAAGAAUGCUGAGAAGUAUGCAGAGGAGGACAGGAGGAGAAAGGAACGUGUGGAGGCUGUAAAUAUGGCUGAGGGCAUUGUCCAUGACACAGAAUCAAAGAUGGAGGAAUUCAAAGAGCAGCUUCCUGCUGAUGAGUGUGCCAAGCUGAAGGAGGAAAUCACCAAGGUGCGAGAUCUUCUUGCCAACAAGGAUUCGGAGACAGGAGAGAACAUCAAGCAGGCAGCCACCAACCUGCAGCAGGCAUCGCUUAAACUCUUUGAAAUGGCUUACAAGAAGAUGGCAGCGGAACGUGACAGCAGCUCCAGCUCCAGCUCCAGCUCAGAGAGCGAGAAGAAAGAGGGCCAGCAGUAAUUUUUUUUUUUGCUUGUCACAGUCUGUGACAACAGGACUGUUGAGGGGAUAAGGAUGGUUCAAUGGUUGCAGUGACGUGCGGUCAGGGGAGGCAGCUGAGGCCAAUGUUUGUCCAUUGAACUGUUAUAAAUGUACUUUAUGUACGACUGCAGUUGUAAUCAUCGCUGAAUUUGCACAUUACCUGAUUGAAUACAGCAGUGUUUUUCAACCUUUUUGUGCCAAGGCACAUUUUUUCUUUAAUUAAAAAACCACAAGGCACACCACCAGCCGAAAAUGCUAACAAAUGAACUCUGUAGCCUAUAUUGACAACAUAAAGUUGUUCUCAUCAGUGUCAGUGUAGGAAUCAAACAAAAAGCAUUUUAGAAUCAUUCACAUUUCUACUCACUCGGUGUGAAACCUGGGCCUGUUUGGAUGAACACAGCGCUAAUAUCCUGGCAGGAAUUAAAAACAAAAAGACACGACGCUCUUCCUCAACAACUCUGUCUCUUUUGGAGAUGGUGUUUAAGCUUACAUAUCUUUUCACCACACAUCAAGCACAACGUAGUCGUUUCCUUGCAUCCCCAGUGAACGUAAAUCCAAAUGCUGGUAUUACCUCGCGCACGAGAUAUUGCUUCAGCUAUGCGUCUUUGCUUUCUUUUGACCUCCACUCAUACUUGGGCCUUCAUCUGGGUCUGAUUUUUUUUUUUUUUUUUUUUUUUUUUUUUUUCCCCCCAGGGUGCAGUUCAGAGUUAGCAUCUUUCCUUUUCAAAAACUUGUCCAUCACUGUGUUGCUUGCCACAAUGCCACCGUCAUCGCCAUCUGACAUCCAUGCAUUGGUUCUUUUGCCUGUACAAAGCAGUUAGCUACCUGCUGCCACCUACUGAUAUGGAAGUGUAUUACAUGGCUACUCUGCCGAUCACUACUAGACAGCACAGACACUCGGCAAUGGCACAUUAUUUGCGGAUAAUAAUUAGGUGAAAUUGGAUACUUUCCCACGGCACAGUGGUUGAAAAACACUGGAAUACAGGGUAAAGCUGAUAUAAGGCUGCUCCUCUCGAGUGCGCAUCCGAACCUGAGUGCACUGAAUAGUGGAUGGCAUGUGCCCAUUUGUUUGUCAGCAACAUUUAUUCUACACCAUGGUUUGCUACAGACUAUAUAAUGUGAAAUUAUUCUUGAUUUAAAAAAACAAACAACAAAAUACAAAAAUGUCAUAUGCGAAGGUACUGCAGUACUCUCCUCAUCCUGAAGAGGUGGGGGCACGCGUGAGGUGGAAGGUGCUUGUCACUGCCACCCUUCCAAAGUGCGCAAAAGCCAGCUGUUUAGCAACAAGCAAAAUACAUUAAAGAUAAGCCCUGCUGAAUGAAUAAAUUAACUUAACUGUCAAAGUGGAGGAUUACAUAUCCAAUCUCAGCAGACGAUGAUCAGACUUUUACAACAAAGUAUCAGAAGUGUCCUGGCGAAGGAUUGGGUGCUUCUAAUGAAUUAAAAAAUACAAAUAAAAGGUGAGAACACAAAUGUUUUUCCACUUAAUAAUAAUAGGACUAUUAACUUAAUAAAAAUAUAUUUAAAACCCUUCAAAGGAGUCAGUGCCUCACCAGCCAUGAACCUCCCCGCACGUCACUGAAUGGAAUUACUUUUACUGUGUUUUGGCAGUAAAAAUGCUCCAAUGAAAAGUCUGUAUAUUCCAAGUUUUGUCUGUAAUUGAUCAUGUAUGUUCAGUUUUACAAUCUUAGUGAAAUUCUUUCGUCUCAGACAUCAUUACGUUUUCAUCUUGCUGUUGCUUUUCUUCUGAAGCAUUCGCUUGCGUUUGUUUAUGAAGGAAAAACACAUCCAUCAUCCUCACACAAUCUAAAGUACAAUUGGGAAUAUUCACGCAGGUCAUCAUGUCCCAAAAUUAAGUAGCUGCCACAGAUGCCCUUAGGUUGUGACUUUUGCUUAAUAGUGUGUGUGAAAGAGCGAGAGAGAUAUCUGGACAGGAGAACUUGUGGGAUGGCUAUUUCUGUUGCUGUUUUUUGUAAUAAAACAUUUAAAACGAAA